Oncorhynchus tshawytscha (Chinook salmon) is the source of this 569-nucleotide messenger RNA. RefSeq lists its product as uncharacterized. NCBI's taxonomy places the organism in Eukaryota, Metazoa, Chordata, Actinopteri, Salmoniformes, Salmonidae. The transcript is spliced from 4 exons. Bases 141 to 569 code for a protein of 142 amino acids. The record is from RefSeq and is a predicted model, not a curated record.
CUAGAAUGGAAGAGGGAAGUGACGUACGAAAACAAACGGCAAAGAUGGCGUCAAAUUCACAACGGAUAUCGAGACAAACAUCUGGGACAACAGACUAGAAUCAGUAAGUCUGGACAGAGUAUCCUCUCUGACCUGACAUUAUGCCAACGGAAAGACCGGCGACAGUCACUUCGGAGCGGCUCCGGUAUCAUGACCGACCCAGACGGAAGGACAGUGGGCAGUCCAAGCCCUCCCUGCGGGCCUCACACCCCCGAUCAGCGGCUACUGCAGCCAAGUGCUGCGAGGAUGAGAUCAACAGACUGAAGGAGAUAAUCUGUGCUCUGCAGGCUGAGCGUCAGCAACAGCGCUCCAGGGAAGAGGAGGGGGACAGGCUGGAGGUUGUUGGACAGGAACCGCGGGGGCCCGAGGAGCUACGAUGGAGGGUCAACCAGCUGGAGAGAGACAAGCUGGAACUAACCUCCAAACACAACGAGCAGGUAUCCUCUCUAGAGGGCCAGGUGGCCAGGCUGAGAGCAGCACUGAGAGAGGAGAGGCACAGAGACAGACUCUUGAGUACGAUAUGGCUGUAG